Molecule: messenger RNA, 561 nt
Organism: Procambarus clarkii (red swamp crayfish)
Lineage: Eukaryota; Metazoa; Arthropoda; Malacostraca; Decapoda; Cambaridae
Source: RefSeq, a predicted model, not a curated record
AUGGUUCAGCACUCAGAGCCUCGCAAACUGAUGGUUCAGCACUCAGAGCCUUGCAAACUGGUGGUUCAGCACUCAGAGCCUCCCAAACUGAUGAUUCAACACCCAGAGCCUCGCAAACUGAUGGUUCAGCACUCAGAGCCUCCCAAGCUGAUGGUUCAGCACUCAGAGCAUCGCAAACUGAUGGUUCAGCACUCAGAGCAUCGCAAACUGAUGGUUCAGCACUCAGAGCCUCCCAAACUGAUGGUUCAGCACUCAGAGCCUCGCAAACUGAUGGUCCAGCACUCAGAGCCUCGCAAACUGAUGGUCCAGCACUCAGAGCCUCGCAAACUGAUGGUCCAGCACUCAGAGCCUCGCAAACUGAUGGUACAGCACUCAAAGCCUCCCAGACUGAUGGCCCAGCACUCAAAGCCUCCCAAACUGAUGGUCCAGCACUCAGAGCCUUCCAAACUGAUGGUCCAGCACUCAGAGCCUCCCAAACUGAUGGUCCAGCACUCAGAGCCUCCCAAACUGAUGGUCCAGCACUCAAAGCCUCGCAAACGAACGUCAGAAGAAGCUCCGUAA